Molecule: messenger RNA, 3036 nt
Organism: Cornus florida
Lineage: Eukaryota; Viridiplantae; Streptophyta; Magnoliopsida; Cornales; Cornaceae
Product: protein STRUBBELIG-RECEPTOR FAMILY 8
Exons: 16
Coding region: 315-2594 (759 amino acids)
Biological process (GO): protein phosphorylation
Molecular function (GO): protein kinase activity; protein binding; ATP binding
Source: RefSeq, a predicted model, not a curated record
UUAUCGCAAUAAACUUUCAUCAUCAAGGGCAAUAAAAAUACUCCCAUCCUCACAUUUAAUUUUUCUCCUGCCAUUUUCGUUUACAGACGCACACACAGUCAUCCUUUGCUUGCUUGCUUCACACCAACUUUUCCACUGUUUAUAUUAGUUUUUUUCUUACAUAUGCCACCAUAAACAACUCAUUUUCCUUUUUCGCCGACACACAAAACACACAUAUAUUUGAUAUAUAUAUAUAAAAUAUAUACUCUCUCUAGGACUCUAAGCUUCGAAUCUCAGCUCUGCUUUAUAGUCCAUUUAUUUAAUUGUCUACAACAAUGGCGAGGAUUGCUGGUGACGAUCUCACCUCUUCUUUUUCUUCACUUCAUGGCGUUCUUGCAUGCUUACUAGGUCAGUCUGAUUCCUCUAGCAGUAACACUGUAAAAAUAGAUAAAAUGGAGAAGAACGGAGCCACUCCACUGAUCUCUUGGCUUCGUAUUGAGUUUGUGCUAAUCGUAAUGACCACGAUCUUUGCUCUUGGCAUUGUUGAAGGCACUACUGAUCCGUCAGAUGUUCAAGCACUUCAGGUAAUGUACACUUCAUUGAACAGUUCUCCACAGCUAACGGGUUGGAAAGCGACUGGUGGCGACCCAUGUGGAGAGUCAUGGAAAGGGGUGAGCUGCCAGGGUUCUGCUGUUGUUUCCAUUCAGAUUCCUGGAUUAGGACUCACCGGAACAAUGGGAUACUUACUUUCGAACCUUACGUCGUUGAGAUCAUUAGAUAUCAGUGACAACAACCUUCAUGAUUCAAUCCCAUAUCAGGUGCCACCGAACCUUACGAGCCUAAAUUUUGCUAAGAACAAUUUCAGCGGAAAUCUUCCUUAUUCAAUUUUCAACAUGGUUAAUAUUAAUUACAUGAAUGUUAGCCAUAAUUCACUCUCACAGGCAAUUGGAGAUGUUUUUGCGAAUCUUUCUGGCCUUGGGACAUUGGAUCUCUCUUUCAACAACUUUACUGGAGAUCUUCCCAGUUCCUUUAGUUCAUUGUCAAAUCUUUCUACCCUCUAUGUGCAGAACAAUCAAUUGACAGGGUUUCUCAAUGUUCUCACUGGUUUGCCUUUGACUGAUCUAAAUGUUGCAAACAACAAUUUCAGUGGAUGGAUUCCAAAAGAGCUUAUUUCUAUCCCUAAUUUUAGAUAUGAUGGGAAUUCAUUUGAUAAUGGACCUGCUCCUCCUCCGCCUCCAUAUACGUCACCCCCUUCGAGUAGAUCACCUAACAAUCGCAGCCAUUCUCCUCCAGGUGCACAUACUCCCAAUGGCCAGUCAUCCAAUCCAGAUGAUGAAAAUAAAAAGAAUGGAUUGACAACUGGACCUAUUAUAGGGAUAAUUCUGGGUUCUUCCAUGGUGGUUCUAUUUGCAUUGCUUGUUCUUAUUUUUUGCCUUCGAAGGGGCAAAAGGAAAGAAAGUACUGCGAGAACUUCUACCGGAAAUCCUGUUGUUGGUGCAGAUCAAGAAAUGCAAGAGCAGAGGGUAAAAUCCAAGGCUAUUGUGGCAGAUCUGAAGCCCCCACCUGCAGAAAAAGUGAUGGUUGAUAGGAUACAAGGGAAAAAUGGAUCUGCACACAGGGUGAAGUCCCCUAUAACAGCUACUUCUUAUACAGUUGCUUCUCUCCAGGUAGCAACAAACAGCUUCAGCCAAGAAAAUCUCAUUGGUGAAGGCUCUCUUGGUCGUGUUUAUAGAGCAGAUUUUUCCAAUGGAAAGAUAAUGGCAAUUAAGAAGAUCGAUAAUGCGGCACUAUCACUACAGGAGGAGGAUAACUUUGUUGAAGCUGUUUCAAAUAUGUCUCGCCUGAGGCACCCGAAUAUCAUUACGCUUGUGGGAUAUUGUGCAGAGCAUGGGCAACGUCUUCUGGUUUAUGAUUAUAUCGGAAAUGGGAGCUUGCACGAUAUGCUGCACUUUGCCGAUGAUAGGAGCAAGACAUUGACGUGGAAUGCACGUGUUAGAGUUGCACUUGGCACUGCUCGAGCUCUCGAGUAUUUGCAUGAAGUGUGCUUGCCUUCUGUUGUACAUAGAAAUUUCAAGUCAGCAAACAUUUUACUUGACGAAGAGCUCAAUCCUCAUUUGUCAGAUUGUGGCCUAGCUGCUCUAACACCUAACACAGAGCGACAGGUAUCGUCAACUCAGAUGGUUGGUUCAUUUGGUUACAGUGCUCCUGAAUUUGCCUUGUCUGGAAUAUACACUGUAAAAAGUGAUGUAUAUAGCUUUGGGGUGGUGAUGUUGGAGCUCUUGACAGGUCGGAAGCCACUUGAUAGUUCAAGGACACGAUCAGAACAGUCGCUUGUUAGAUGGGCUACUCCCCAACUCCAUGAUAUAGAUGCCUUGGCAAAAAUGGUUGAUCCUGCACUGAAUGGCAUGUAUCCUGCAAAGUCUCUGUCACGUUUUGCUGACAUCAUUGCCCUCUGUGUUCAGCCUGAACCAGAGUUUCGGCCUCCCAUGUCUGAAGUUGUGCAAGCACUGGUCCGGUUAAUGCAAAGGGCGAGCGUGGCUAAAAGGCGCUCAGGCGAUGAAUCAGGUUUUGCGUAUAAGACUCCAGAUCAUGAAGCCAUCGACAUAUCAUAUUAGACAUCCAGCCGUGUGUCAUUAUUGGCAAGCUUUGCAAUUUUGUACAUGAUUGUGCGAAGGUCAAGGGUGACUAAAAUGCAUUCAGAAAGUACAGUGUAAAAAAAUGUGAAGGGGCGAUUGAAUUUCAGAUCAGAAGGAUGUGUAAUUCUUUAUCGUACAUUUACAGUUGGAGCAAGCUACUUUACCCUGCUAAUUGAGGUAUAUAUUUUACUGAAGAUGUUACUGUAAUUUAUCCAGUAUCUACAACUAUCAUUGGAUACAUUUAAUGUAUGUCCAAGAUAUUUGCAGGAAAAUAAAAUAUUGAUUUGAGUACAAUGAAAUACUGUAACAACUUCAAAUAUAGGCUUGUAAUGACAACUGCAACUAUUUUGUAUUACCUGUUUCAGUUUGAAUAUAGAUCAGACAAGUGCAUACACAAGUUUUAAUGCACGCAUGAGUUUUA